UCAAAUUUGAUCUUUAAAUAUGUCACAUUUCAAUUGAGUCAUUUCAAAUGCACUAAAAUUUACAUUUUUGUUAAUAUCUGUGUGAUUAAUAUUUGUGUGAUAGUAAAAUUAAUCGUGAACAUUUUUUGUAAUUUUGUAAAAUGGCGUCUAAAAAAUCGGGGGGCUGUCCCAAUCGUUUAACUCCGCCAGAAUACUGCCCGGCAAGAGCAAAGAAAGAACGAGGUAGAUCUAAAUCUCGAAAAAGGGGAAGCAGUAGAGGAGGAAGAUCUAAAUCUAGGAAAAGAGGAGGCAGUAGAAGAGGAAGGUCUAGCAGAUCAGGAAGGAAAAGCAGCAGAAGAAGUAGCAGAAGAAGUAGCAGAAGGAGUAGCAGAAGAAUUAGUAAGGGUAGAAGAAGUAGUAGUAGAAGGAGUAAAACUGUAAGAGGUUGUCCGUGUCCAAAAUCACAACAAAGAAGUAAGAGAAAACAGUCAGCACGCAAGAGAUCGGCAAGUAGAAGAGGUAAAGGUGAGGGAAAAGAAGGUGGUGGAGGAAAAUGCCACAAGCCGGGACCUAUUACAGUUAACCCCUUUUUAAAUUUCUUACGGGAAUUUAGGAAGAGACACUGUGGAUGGCACAUUACAAAAAUUGCAAUUGAAGGCGCUAAACAUUGGUGUAAUAUGUCUAAAGACGAAAAACGACGCUAUUAUACAGAAGCAUGUCAGAUGAUGAGCAAAGGAGGAGGUAAACGUAAAAAGGGUGGAAAGGGAGGCAAGAGCAAAAGAAGAAGAAGCAGACGAAGAGGAUGAAAAAAGAAAAAUAAUAAAAUAAAUGUACAGUGUAUAUGGUGAAAUUCUUGUCACGCUAAAGCGCAUCUGUUAAAAAAUUAGUAAAUGUAUUUGAUGAUUAUAUUGUGGAAUAAAAAUUUAACGAUGUA
Diabrotica virgifera virgifera (western corn rootworm) is the source of this 913-nucleotide messenger RNA. RefSeq names its product serine/arginine-rich splicing factor 4-like. Bases 141 to 785 code for a protein of 214 amino acids. Lineage: Eukaryota; Metazoa; Arthropoda; Insecta; Coleoptera; Chrysomelidae. The record is from RefSeq and is a predicted model, not a curated record. The transcript is spliced from 3 exons. Gene Ontology annotation, biological process: spermatogenesis; sperm DNA condensation.